UAAAAUUGAUACACACGUUACUUACUUCAUGGUUACUCCGGCGUUAUUUAAGCCUCCCCGGGUCUUUUACUUUUUCUCUCGUUUGUUCUUUAUUGUUUCUCCAUAACACUCACAUGAUAUUCACUCGCGAAAACUCGAUUAAUUACGAUUGCACGCGCACUAAUCGCUAUCAAAAUACGAUUGUCUGGCAUUUUACAUGGCAUUUUCGAAAUUAAAAUCGCAUUAAAAAUCGCACAUGAUGCCUACUUUAUUCUAUAGUGCGAGGAAAAAAUAAAAAUCGCAAUUAUACGAAGCUACGAUCCUUUUGACACUGGAAAAUCGCGUGGCCAAAAUUAUAUAGCUAAGGAAUCAUAUAGGCACGCAUUUAAAACGAGAAUAAUCCCGAUAUUUUUUAGUACUUGUUCGAACAGUACCGCGAGGAAAUAAUACGCAACAGCACGCGUGUAUAAACAUAAACAAUAGCGGGCCAUACGUCACAUAGUUCGGCGCUUGUUUUCGCGACGAGCGCUCUGUCAUUUAUACACAUGUAGUCUGUAGUCACCUUGUCAUUCUCGCGACGAGGCUGAAGGAGGUAACAACGCGGAUCCGUAUGUGUCGUCGUCUUACUUCUCGAAGGAUUAUAAUAUCACGAUAAGUAUUAAAAGAUACCUCAAUCUCGUUUUCAUUUAAAAUGCAUGCGUGCUAUUAAUAUUAUUCGCCGGCAACAAAGCAACAUUCGAUCGCGCGUUAUCGUAGCCUCGUACAACCGUGAUAUUUUCGCGUUCUUCUCAACCGCAACAUAAAAUGAAGUACGCGAUUAACAUCGAGAGUGCUAUGCAAAGUGCCGGGAAAUGAUCACAUUCUUGGCGAUCGACGCGCGAUUGAAAUUAACCGUGUUUUCUCGCGAGUAAAUAUCAUAGAGGAGUGAUCAUGAAAAGUCAACGGAAAAUAAACAAGAAAAAGAUGGAAGAGGCAUCGGAUAACGGCAAAGAUACCGCGACGUACAAAGCGAAUCGUUGCGUGAGCGGGGGUGGUAGCCGCGGAAACGGGGCGACUGGCGGUACCGGAGGCGGUUCAGGUACUGCAGGAGGCCGCGGCGGCGGCGGGGGAGGUGGUAGCCCCGGUAGGGGCGCCGGCGUCGGAGGAGGAGGAGGAGGAGGAGGAGGAGGCGGCGGGGGAGGAAUAGACGGUAGCGUGGUGCCUGCUGCACCACCGACUACCGGCCAUCACCACCACCACCAUCACCAUCAUCAUCACCUCACGACCACGACUACCACGACUACCACCACCACCACCACCUGCGGCAACAGACACCACAGGCACAAACUGCCUGCCAGCAAGCAGUGCACGGAACACCGUCACCAUCCCCAUCAUCACCGGCAUCACCCACACCACCGCUCCCACCACCGGGGCAUGAACAUGGGUCAAAAGAUUUCAGGCGGCGUGAAGAGCAUGAGCCGGGAGAGCGGUGCCGGAGCCGGCGGCGGUGUCGGCGUCGGCGGUGGCAAUAAUACGACGUACACGCGGUCAGUGGUGCCGCGAGAGCUGGCGCAGGAUUUUGCGAGACCGGCGCGUCUCGACGUACUCCUGGAUAUGCCGCCUGCCUCGCGAGACACCCAGGUCCAUCACAGCUGGAACGCCGAUGACCGUAGCCUAAAUAUAUUCGUCAAGGAGGACGAUAAGUUGACGUUUCAUCGACACCCAGUCGCGCAGAGUACAGAUUGCAUACGAGGGAAGGUGGGGUACACCAAGGGCAUGCACGUAUGGGAGCUUUAUUGGAGCACGAGGCAACGGGGUACGCACGCGGUGGUUGGAGUCGCCACGGCGGAUGCGCCGCUUCAUAGCGUUGGAUAUCAGAGUUUAGUGGGCAACAAUGAACUUAGUUGGGGUUGGGAUUUGGGUAGAAACAAACUCUAUCACGAUUCGAGGAACAACAACGGUGUAACGUAUCCGGCCCUUCUUAAGCCCGACGAAACAUUCAUCGUUCCUGACAAAUUUCUGGUGGUCCUCGACAUGGAUGAAGGUACGUUAGCAUUCGUAGUGGACGGUCAGUAUCUCGGAAUAGCCUUUAGAGGACUCAAAGGAAGGAAAUUGCACCCUAUCGUGUCUGCCGUUUGGGGACAUUGCGAGAUCACAAUGAAAUACAUCGGCGGACUUGAUCCCGAGCCUUUGCCUCUCAUGGAUCUUUGUCGAAGAGUGAUUCGGCAGCGAAUUGGCAAACACAGGCUAGAGGAAAAAAUCAACGAGCUAAAUUUACCGCAGACGAUGAAGACUUAUCUUCUCUACCGGGACAGAAGGUAACCACCGAGUGAAUCUCCUCAAGAUACCACCACGAUUAUGACUGCGAACAUCACCGUGUUGCAACCUUGCCACUACGACGCGACCGUCCGCUAUCCCCUCGCAUGCCACCAAGGACAGCAAACUCUUAGCCGCGCGUUUCCGUUAUUAAUUAAGCGCACGACGAUCAACAAAUUGGCAUGGGUCAUGCGACAACGCGCCGAGACACGCCUAGUACCUCGUGAAGGCACGCUGAGACAGCGACGUCGCAAUACCAUAUUGAUAACAACUCGUGGCGCCCUUAUCAGGACAAGUCACGAGGACCGCAAUCCUCAUCAUCGUUAUUGUCAUCGUCGAUGAAUUCACCUCGAUAUAGUUGGCAGACAGAAGGAAAGAAAGCAUGUUUAAAAGGAGACAUAUUUCUGAAUUUAGGUGAUACUGUUGUCUUUUAUGUCGUGUACAAUUCUAUAUCGCGAUAGAAUUAAAUAUAUUUAUUGAUUAUUAGAAUUAUUCCGAGGAGCGCGGCGGUUUCGAUGGCUCUCGCAGUGACAGACGCGACACGCGUGCGCAUAUUGUACGAUCUUUUUCUUCAGUAUCCACCUUGCUGACGAUACACGUAUAAACGAACGGGGAAUCGCGAUGGCGAUUCAGUGCGACAAUUUAUGCGAAUUCGGAGACGCGCGGUUAGAGAAGGAAGACGAAAGGUUAUGCGAAAAUACGAAGAGACUACAAGCACUUCGCAAGUUGGCCAGUAACAAAAAUUAGACUUAAUCAAGCCUGGAGGCUGAUAGGGACGUGUCGUUUGCUUACAACGGGGAUUGAUCGAUAGUGGACAGCUGGUUUGCUUUUAUCCGGCCGCAGCAGAAGAAUGGUGGAGCAACAAAGAAGAUGGAGAGAAAGAGGUACACUGGAACGGAAGCAGAUAUGAAAAUUUUUUCUACGAUGAGGAACGAUACUCAGCGAAAAAUGUGACUUUGAUCGCACGAUUAACGUGGAACGAUUAAUUCAAUUUGGACAAGUGUGUAUAGUGAUGGAUAUAUUGGGCAGCCACCUUCCAAUAGACUCAUUUUUCAAGUAUUUUCUAAGCAUGCUAGGUCUAAUAAAGUAUAGUGGUGUGUGCGUGUAUCGUGGAUGGAUAUAAAAGGAAAAGGACGACGGGGGAAGGAAAUACGGAGGAAGAAGGAGAACAAAAGUAUAACCCUGCCAUAAUCUUUUCUUUAGCAGUGUUCGAAAUGUAGACAUUACAAUUGCGAAUUCUGCGAGGGAGGAAUCCGAGUGAAAAGGAACGCGAAGGGAAUAUAGAGGGUAAGCAUCUGAAACUCGCGCUGUGGUGAAUUGAUUAAUAAAAGACGUCUCUAAAUAAACUAAAUAACAAAAAGCAUGUUACUAAAAAUUAAUUAUCUACACAUCUAAUUGAUUUUAAUGCGCUGUAAUGACUUGCGGAAAAUAGUAUGUAUUUAACUAAUAUUUAAGAGAGAAGCGAGAGAGAGAGUGAACACGGGCAUUGGCACAAAUUAUUCCAAACGCGAAUUGAAAAACUGUCACACGAAGAGAGGGCCGCUAUGUAGUUAAAUAUAAUCCGAUAAGCGAAAAAAAAA
Molecule: messenger RNA, 3854 nt
Organism: Formica exsecta
Lineage: Eukaryota; Metazoa; Arthropoda; Insecta; Hymenoptera; Formicidae
Product: protein gustavus
Exons: 6
Coding region: 910-2280 (456 amino acids)
Biological process (GO): proteasome-mediated ubiquitin-dependent protein catabolic process; intracellular signal transduction
Cellular component (GO): SCF ubiquitin ligase complex
Molecular function (GO): protein binding
Source: RefSeq, a predicted model, not a curated record